Molecule: messenger RNA, 1497 nt
Organism: Cylindrotheca closterium
Lineage: Eukaryota; Bacillariophyta; Bacillariophyceae; Bacillariales; Bacillariaceae
Source: the annotation of a GenBank genome assembly
AUGCAGUCCGAACAAGACACCCCAGACCAGGUGGCAAGCACCUCAAAUCCGUCUUCUACAAACCAUGAUACUUCGAAAUCCACUAAAAGUGUCUACGUAUGGUCGUGGAAAGAGACUCCGUCCCAAAUGGAACAACACCCCGCAAGUUCCAUUGUGGGAGACGCCUCCGAUUGCUGGAUUCGCUAUGGUCGUCAUUCGAAUGCCCGAUUGGAAGCGGCCUAUCAAAAUUAUUGUCAGAAUCAAGAUGCAUCAUCAUCUGUACGAACUCUGAUGAAUUUAGACGACACCUACGUGGUGGAUCUACACACCAUGAUUCAGGUCAACAAGAGGACUGGGUUUCAACGAGAUGUUCAAAGGACCAUUGAUGCACCUAAAGUUUGGUGCUGGAAAGAAAUAGAAGGGUUAAUGUGGAAACACAACCCGUCUACUAUCUAUGGGAAUCCUUCGGAUUGCUGGAUCAAAUAUGAUACUGCACAGAAUGAAUUGUUGGAGUCUGCCUAUCUGGACAAUGAUGGACAAGACGAAGUCUCUCCCAAAAACGGGUUGGUCGUCAACUUUGAAGACAUGAUUGAAACCAAUGAAGUCACUGGAUCCGAACGAGAAGUACAACGAGUCGAUUUCAAACAACCUGAGGAGGAGGAAGAGGAGGAAGAUCGGCACCAGAUUGUGCCGGACACUGCUGCAUCAACAACCGCAACAUCAGCAGCGUCAGCAGUGGCGGCUCAAAGCACAUCGACAACGACAACGCCAAAGAAAACUAAGGUUUGGUGCUGGCAAGAGACGGAUGGGUUCAUGUGGCGGCAUGAUGCAUCUACCAUUUAUGGUGAUCCAUCCGAUUCAAACUGGAUUAAAUAUGAUGACGAAGCAACUGCUAUUUUAGAGGAUGGUUUUCAAACACAGCCCUUUGGUAUCGUAUCGCCAUGUGAAGGGUACAAUGUCAACUUGGCAGUCAUGAAACAAAUCAAUAUUGCCACUGGAUUUGAGCGAAAGGUACAGCGUGUGGAUGCAAUCACAAUCAAAACAGACGACGACGACGAAGAAGAAGAAGAUUCAUCCGAAACAGCCAACGAGGAUACCUUGGCACAGGUCCAACAGAUGGAAACAAGACUUCAAAGCAAACUUCAAAAUCACGCAGACUCGACGGAUCAAAAACUCCAAACUAUGUCUACAAGACAAACGGCAAUGGAAACUGAAUUGGAAGCCGUCCGAUCUCAAUGGCAAGAGACCCAAUCCGAGCUGACGCAAACCAAAUUGGAACGUGAUGAACUGAAAGAACAAGUGGCAAGCAUGAAAGAUUGCUUGGAUGGACUACAGAAAAUGGUCGAGGAGUCUCUCACGAAGAAAAGUCAAACAAAAGCUCCAACGACAGUAGUACAUGAUUCAGGAGUAGGAGAUCAAAAGAAGAGGUCAUGUGCUGAUGUGGAGGAGCCUGUAUCAUCAGAACCAACAAAAAGAAGGAGACAGGAGGAUGAGCAUGAGGAGAAGGAUGAGCAUUAG